GUGCGACAGACCAGGAGGAGAGUGGAGUGAAAGAGCCGCACAUUGUUCAGACUUAAGGCUUCAACCUGAGUUUACGCAAAGGAAUAACAACACAGGGACACACUGGAGCCAGUGAGCUCGGCUAAGUUGGCAGGAUGUCAGCUUUCAACUGUUCAUUUGAUUUAAUAACUGAAAACGAAGAGUGGCUUUGUCCUAAAGGAGAAGCGUGCACCAAUAUUACUCAUGCCGUGAAUGGGACCUUUCAUAAUCUCACACAUCUGACAGAGGAGGGGUACCUGGAAAAAUAUCUGGGUCCUCGUCGAUCACCUGUGUUCCUCCCCAUCUGCCUGAUGUAUCUGAUCAUCUUCCUGGUAGGCGUUGUGGGGAAUGUGCUGACGUGCACCGUCAUUGCACGCAACAAAGUCAUGUGGACACCAACAAACUACUACUUGUUCAGCUUGGCCGUGUCAGACCUGUUAGUGCUACUACUUGGCAUGCCAUUAGAGCUGUAUGAGCUGUGGCAGAACUACCCCUUUCUUCUGGGAACGGGAGGUUGCUACUUUAAGACCUUCUUAUUUGAGACGGUCUGCUUGGCAUCCAUCCUAAACGUGACGGCACUGAGCAUAGAGCGUUACAUCGCCGUGGUCCACCCUCUGCGAGCAAAGUAUUAUGUGACACGUACUCAUGCUAAGAGAGUCAUUCUCACUGUUUGGGGUGUAUCAGUUUUGUGUGCUGUGCCCAAUACAAGCCUGCAUGGGAUUGUCUUCUUGCACAGUUGUUCCACAGACCCUGCUGGAACCAUAAAUGUGGAGAUUCCCGACUCAGCCAUGUGCACAUUAGUGAAACCACGCUGGAUGUACAACCUGACAAUCCAGAUGACCACCUUGCUGUUUUUUAUUCUGCCCAUGCUCACAAUCAGUGUUCUUUACAUGCUCAUUGGGCUGCAGCUAAAGCGUGAAAAGAUGCACCAGGAACUGGAGCCAAAAUCUGGUUUCGGACAAGAUAGCUGCUGUAACAUCCGCACACAGCAGCAGAAGGCACGUCGCCGGCAAGUCACUAAAAUGUUGUUUGUCUUGGUUGUGGUUUUUGGAAUCUGCUGGGCUCCAUUUCACACUGACCGGCUAAUGUGGAGUUUCAUCAGUGACUGGACUGACACCCACUUGGAAAUCUUCCAGUAUGUGCACAUCACCUCCGGAGUGUUUUUCUAUCUCAGCUCAGCAGUCAACCCGAUCUUGUACAACCUCAUGUCAACACGCUUUAGAGAAAUGUUCAAGGAGGUCAUGUGCCAUCGGCCACAUCCCAUCACUCCCAGAAAACAUUCGCUCAGUGUCACCCGGGUGACGCUCCGCAGUACCCUGAGUGACGCGGCGCUCAGCAACGGAGCUGCUGUUGUUGAGGCAGAAGACGAAGAAGUGAGAAUGAAAUAUGAGACCAGUUUUUCUUGUUAAAAACAAACAAACACAUUUUAUGUCAUGUUAUGGGGGACACAUUAAGAGAGACUUGCUUGUUCUGAGCCAGUGCAUCCAUCAGCUGUCAUCAACAUCCAGUCUGCACAGAUGCAUCAGCAAAAUAUCUAAAAUAGUCUUAAGUGGAAGAGUUGCAGAAAAAAAGUGCACUCCUCUGCUGAAGCUGUCAGGCCACUGUCUGUUUUGAAAACUUAACCCAUAACUCAGCAAACCACACACCCCACAUGAACACUAAACUUUUUUAAGAGGGGAGGCUUAUGCUGAUCAAGCUAUAAAAUAUGUUCCAUGAAUGUACACACCCAUCGGUUUAUAAAGUUCUCAAUACAGGUCACUACUACAGUAUACAUUGCAAAAAAAAAGAACUGCAGUACAUGUGGUUACAUUACUUUGUUGUUACUCCAAAAAGCACAUUGUUACAUAAUUACCAGUUAACAAUAUAAACCUCCCAAUCUACUUCUGAUUAUCCUAGGAACCACAAGUAAGCCUGCAGUCUGUCAGUGAAGUGCUCGAUUUGGAUGAUAUGAUCCUGUGAGGUCUUUAAGAUCAGCCUGACUAUUUAAGAUCUUGCAUGUCAGGGGGAGGAUUGUAAAUUAGAUUCUGGAUUUAACAGGGAGCAAAUAAAAAGUAUAUAUAUGUGCUCAUUCUAGUCCCUGUCUAGUACUCUCGCAGCAGCAUUUUAGAAUGAAGGAUAGCUGGUUAUAGCAUACUUUUAAAUGAUGACAUCGGUGCAUUCUCAACUUGCACUACAAAAGAGAAGCGUGGAACUCAACUAGUCCUGAAAUCUAUAGGUUUCUUUAUAUAAUAACGGCAGGAGGCCACUGAAAAAACAGUUUAUUUAAGCAGGGCCUUAAACAUAACUCCAAAAUUUCUGCCAAUAGACAUGACCAAGAUGGCUGCCAAGUGGUCAGACUUGUUUCUAUGUGAACCAAUAAAUGUGAAAGUCAGAAAGAAGCCAUAUUUGUGUGUACAGUAGAAAAUGCUUUAAAUGAUGAUAUCAUUGAGGAGUAAUCUAGACAUACAGUUUGCAGACAAAAUAAUAAAAUGACCAGUUGUGUUGAACUUAUUUGUUAUUUGUUAAAAUACUAUGAAUAUAAUUUUGAAUGUAAAAUAUUAAUGUAUUUUGAUGUAAGAGGUAAACUACACAAUAUGUAUAUCAAAUUAUUGGUUAUUUCUAUCAUCACAAACUACCUUGAUGUGCAUUUGAAAAAUGUGUAUGUGUACUGCUUAUACUGGUGUUUUAAUGCUUUGUGUACUUCUUAGAGUUGUAAUAUAAAUGUUCUUUACUCACUGUUGCCGUUCAAAGUCUAAAAGAUGUAACAUUUACACUCAAACCUUUUGAGUGGAUUUUUUCGGAGUAUUGUGUUGAAAACAAAACAUAUUCAAUCUUGGCUGUAAAUGUGUUAAAAAUACACAUUCA
Haplochromis burtoni (Burton's mouthbrooder) is the source of this 2862-nucleotide messenger RNA. It is a transcript of the gene nmur1a, whose product is annotated as neuromedin U receptor 1a. The record is from RefSeq and is a predicted model, not a curated record. Bases 135 to 1427 code for a protein of 430 amino acids. The transcript is spliced from 3 exons. Gene Ontology annotation, cellular component: plasma membrane. Gene Ontology annotation, molecular function: neuromedin U receptor activity. NCBI's taxonomy places the organism in Eukaryota, Metazoa, Chordata, Actinopteri, Cichliformes, Cichlidae. Gene Ontology annotation, biological process: G protein-coupled receptor signaling pathway.